AUGAAUAAAUCAACCUUGAGUUCCAUCGUCCUCAGUUUCGAGGCAAUACCCACCGAACUCGCCCAUCAGAUAAUCGACGAUCUACGAGUAUGGGACGUUCUAAAACUGCUCUGCUAUCAGAAUGACCGGGUAGACGAAUGCAUCAUUUCGCAUCCUAUCUGUCGCACCAUUAUUGGGUCCGACCAUGAGACCAUUUCGAGGACCAGGUUCGCCACUAUAUUCUAUAUAGACUUCUUCUCAAAACUGGGCAAAAAGCUUUUGCCGUAUCCCGGCUGCCUCUUGGGUUUUAACAUCCACUGCGAAAAAGAUUGGAAAACAGAUCAAAUCUUGGACACCAUGCAUUCACGCCUCCAUUAUGAGAUCAGAGAACACUGGCGAAAAAUCGAUCUCACUCGAUUCGGUGCAUCCAAAAACAUCUCAUUCGCGAAUUGGCGUCCGCCGCAAAAUGGAUACUCUUUCGAGGAAAUGAAAAAACACUGGGACGAUAUACAAACUGCCAAGGUUACCCCUUUCAAACAAAUGGCCGAGGAGCUCCGUUGGGCUGCCGAUAUCUUAGAGGCAAAUCCAGAUAUCCUUAAACGUACUUUGGACCCAGGACAAGAGAUACGACCGAACACGGCACACAUUGUGUCACGGAUGAGACGUAAUGCAGCAAAGAUUGUGCGGUCUCCAAAAGAAAAGUUCGUCUCUUCUGAGCACUUUUCGGUUGUGUUCGUUCCAGUUAUUCCAUUUGACUCUGCAUUGAACGAGAUGCUGUAUUUUAUGCAAAGUCAGGGUAUAAUUAUGGGCAAUCGAGUCGUCACAGAUAGUCUUCCCUCUUUGGUGACGAAGUUGGUCCACGUCGUCAUCUGCGGGAUGCCUCGUUUUUACUUGUCACCUCUUGAGACAGAAGAACUAUCCCAAAUGAAGCAAAGGCCAACUGUGAAUGAGAAAGGGGAGAUUCUCCGAACAGGAAAUACACUGUGGUCCGAACAAGUGAAAACUCCGAUUUCCAUCGAUGGCUCCUUCUUCACCCCCUUCAAAACGGACAGUGCCCGCAGUUUCCGACGCCCAGUUCCCUAUAAAUGGGAUCCCCAUAGUGAGAUGGAGAAAGAAUGGCUUGAGUCUUUUGUGGGGUUAUAUCGAUACUUGAAGGAAGUGGGGAAAUAG
Messenger RNA from Penicillium concentricum, 1149 nucleotides. RefSeq lists its product as uncharacterized. NCBI's taxonomy places the organism in Eukaryota, Fungi, Ascomycota, Eurotiomycetes, Eurotiales, Aspergillaceae. The transcript has a single exon. The record is from RefSeq and is a predicted model, not a curated record. Bases 1 to 1149 code for a protein of 382 amino acids.